AUGUCUUCAACUACCUCUGACCACCAAGACUCUCAACAACAACAACGAACUUCAAGAUCUGAACCAGGCCGCUCAGUCGUAGGCUAUAAAGAUGCCUUCAAACAAUGGCUCUGGCAACCUUCCCAAGUAGACGCCGAAGAUGGAAUCCUUAACUUGGUCCAAGGAAUCCCCGCAGACCGUACAGUCGCACAUAAUCAUACUGAAAUCACCGUCCCAGCUGCCAUCACUGGCGGAUCCUCCUCUGAUCCCCCUAAAACUUACUUCAUCAAUGAAUACGCAAUCACCACCCCUCCAGAAAAGGAAAAAAAUGUCCUAGUUAUGAUGCACGGAUACGGUGCAGGUCUAUCCUUCUUCUUUAAAAACUUUGGCCCACUUGCCGCAGGUCUCGGGUCAUCCUGGAGCAUUUAUGCACUUGACUGGCUGGGCUACGGCGGAUCCUCAAGACCAAAAUUCCGAGUGCGUACCUCCGAUCUAUCCGCAACUGAAAAUGUAACCCUACCUUCCCCCAUUAAUCCACAAAAAUCCCAAGUCCUUCAUGAAAAUGUCGUCACCCGUGAAACUGAAGACUGGUUCGUCGAGUCCCUAGAAGCAUGGCGUGCCGCAAAGGGUAUCGAACGAUUCACCCUCAUGGGUCAUUCCAUGGGCGGAUACUUUGCCGCUGCUUAUGCGUUCCGAUACCCUCAACGAGUUGAACGUCUCGUCAUGGUGUCCCCAGCUGGUGUCGAGCGUGGCUACGAUCCAAGUCUCGAUAAUGAAACUUCAUUUAGAAAAGCCUUUCUUUCUAAAUCUAAAGAAGCUGACAAAACAGACGAGCCAACUCUUCAAGAUGAAGUCGACAAGCCUCAAUCUGAUAUUCAACACGCAGAUCAUGACACUCAUCACCAUACCCUUAACAAUAAGAACCAACCUGAAAUGGAGGUUACCGAGUUUGGCGAACGACCAAAAGGUUGGCGCAGUGCUGAAAACCGUAGACUACGGUUCGGACCCCGUAUUUCUUACCUUUGGAAUAACCACUACUCUCCCUUCUUCUUCAUCCGCGCAUCCACCUUCCUCGGCCCACGGCUGGUGUCCUACUGGUCAUACAAUAGAUUUAACGGACUCACUAUCGCCGAGCGUGACGCCAUGCACACUUAUGCUUACAAAAUCAUGAGUGGAUCUGGGUCUGGAGAAUAUGCCAUUACUCGUAUUUUGGCCCCAGGCGCACUUCCACGAAUGCCUCUUCUUGACCGUCUUGAUAGUACGUUUGGAUUGCUCAAGUGCCCGUCAUUGUGGAUGUACGGCCAGCAGGACUGGAUGGACGUCGAUGCUGGAUUUGAAGCGGUAAAGGCCUUAAAUGCGCUGGACGCUAAAGUUCAAACUGCAGCUGCUGCUGCUUCUCGCAAUGGACAGCAAACUACACCUCCAAUUAAUAGAAAAGCAGACUAUGUGGAAAUCCCACAAGCUGGCCACCAUCUUUAUCUCGAUAACCCCAAUGCCUUCAACACAGUACUGUUGAGAUAUUUACUUAGGAAAUAG
Magnusiomyces paraingens is the source of this 1515-nucleotide messenger RNA. RefSeq lists its product as uncharacterized. Gene Ontology annotation, biological process: cardiolipin acyl-chain remodeling. Gene Ontology annotation, cellular component: mitochondrial inner membrane. Bases 1 to 1515 code for a protein of 504 amino acids. The record is from RefSeq and is a predicted model, not a curated record. Gene Ontology annotation, molecular function: A2-type glycerophospholipase activity. The transcript has a single exon. Lineage: Eukaryota; Fungi; Ascomycota; Dipodascomycetes; Dipodascales; Dipodascaceae.